Centruroides sculpturatus (bark scorpion) is the source of this 1645-nucleotide messenger RNA. Its product is annotated as 7-dehydrocholesterol reductase-like. Bases 243 to 1550 code for a protein of 435 amino acids. The record is from RefSeq and is a predicted model, not a curated record. The transcript is spliced from 3 exons. Gene Ontology annotation, cellular component: endoplasmic reticulum membrane. Gene Ontology annotation, molecular function: 7-dehydrocholesterol reductase activity. NCBI's taxonomy places the organism in Eukaryota, Metazoa, Arthropoda, Arachnida, Scorpiones, Buthidae. Gene Ontology annotation, biological process: cholesterol biosynthetic process; brassinosteroid biosynthetic process.
UAGACAAUGUCCGACCCCCCUAAUUUUACCAAUCGCCGUUCGUUCUCCGCCGGGAAAACAAUAGCCGGAAGUCGUCGACGUCACUGGCUGACUUCGACGUAAUAAUCGAAGGGGAGGAAGGAUCCGGGAGACCGUCGGUCCGAGUCGCGGACGUUUGGACGGUCGGUAAAUCGCUGCACCGAACGCGGUUGAGGUAGACGACCUUCCGGAGUUAGUCCCGCGAGGAACUGGCCAGGUUUAAAAUGAAAGACGACGGAAAGUCUCAGGGGUGGACGGACUUCUUCAAUUACACCUUGGCCCCCCUUUUCUUGAUGAUCGGCUCCACCAAUUUCUCCGUCUGCGUCGUCUACCUGGUGGUGGUAGAGAAGAGCGACGCGGGGGCCGUGACCCGCCGGGGGGGCCCGGUCGAUUUCGUCCUCCGAGCUUGGAAGAGUUCUCUGGUCUUCGACCCCGAAAUCGUGGCGCUGUUGGCCGCCUACACCCUGUGGUCGGCCUCGGCCCUGCUGAUCUUGGGAGGAGAAGCGUACUACGGCCCUCCCACCAGCACCGGCCACCGACCCCGCUACCUUCGCUCGGGAUUCAAGUAUUACCUGGCCAGCCUGGCCUCGGCCGCUCUUCUUCUCUCCUCCGUUUCCGCCCGGCACUGGUACCAAAAAUUCCACGUGGUUAUCGGCAACGUCGUCGUCUUCGGCUACUGCGUCACCGUAUUGAUUUACCUGAAGGGUCGCCUUUACCGUUCUCCGGGAGAACACGGCUCUUCGGGAAACGUCGUCUUCGAUUUCUACUGGGGCUUGGAGUUGUAUCCCAGAUUGGGCCAGUGGUUCGACGUCAAGCAGUGGACCAACUGCAGAUUCGGUAUGAUGGCCAUGCAACUGAUAAUACUACUGUGCUGGAAGGCCCAGGUAGAAGAGACCGGUUGGAACUGGGCCAUGGCCACCACCUCCUGUCUUCAGACCGUUUAUCUGGCCAAAUUUUAUUGGUGGGAAGACGGCUACAUGAAUACCAUCGACAUCACGCGGGACAGAGCGGGCUUUUAUAUCUGUUGGGGAUGCUUGUGUUUUGUGCCAUCCUUUUACACCCUGACUAAUCUGUACAUGGUAGAGAAUUCUCCGGCACUCAGACCCGAGAUUGCAGUCGUCAUUUUCGUCGCGGGAACCGUGUCGAUACUAUUAAAUUACUGGACCGACUAUCAAAAGCAACUGGUGAAGAGUACGAAGGGCAAAUGCAUCAUCUGGAAGGUUCCCGCCACCGUCAUCCGAGGAUCUUACCGGGAUGCCGAAAACGUCACUCGCGAAGUUGUGUUGCUGGCGUCGGGAUUCUGGGGCCUCGCCAGACACAUGAAUUAUUUUUUCGAAAUUCUACUACACAUUUUUUGGGAAUUGCCCAGUUUAUUUUCCAGUCUGAUACCCUAUCUCCACGGUCUGUUUCUGACCGUACUGCUAAUUCAUAGAGUAUUUCGAGACGAAAAACUCUGCCAGAAGAAAUAUGGAUCUUAUUGGCAACAAUAUUGUCAGUUGUGUAAAUACAGAAUAAUACCAGGAAUAUUUUAAAAAUUUUGAAAUUAUUUUUCCUUUUAAACCUUUGAUAUAUCGCAUGAAAAUUAUUGAUGUAUGUAAAAACGCUCAAUAAAUAUAUUUAACUUGUA